Messenger RNA from Ctenocephalides felis (cat flea), 437 nucleotides. RefSeq names its product protein sym-1-like. The record is from RefSeq and is a predicted model, not a curated record. Gene Ontology annotation, cellular component: membrane; cytoplasm. The transcript has 3 exons. NCBI's taxonomy places the organism in Eukaryota, Metazoa, Arthropoda, Insecta, Siphonaptera, Pulicidae. Bases 99 to 437 code for a protein of 112 amino acids.
UAAAUUUUUAUCUUGAUUUAGAUUAAAAUUUAUAUUCUAAAAUAUUUUUAUAGUUUUUAAUUUUUAUUUACGUUGUUUUGUAUAAAUAAAAAUUAACCAUGAGGCGAGUACUUGCAGCAUAUCAAGCUAUGUUGGCGAAACAGCCCUUUCUCACUCAAGUGGCUCAAACUAGUUUAAUUAUGGGAGUCGGUGAUUUUAUAGCCCAAAAAUUCCUAGAAAAAAAGCCUUUCAGUCAGUAUGAAAUCAGCAGGACGCUUGGAUUUUGCUUUGUUGGAGCCACAGUUGUCGCUCCAUGGUUGACAGUCUGGUACAGAACUCUUCACCGUAUAGUCAAACCUAGUAAGUUCGCCCCACUAAAAAAUGCUCAUGGAUCAGAUAUUGAUGGCCCCGAAUUUCACCUUCGCCAUUGUAACAUCCCUGAAUUUAGUAACAGAUAA